AUACUUAGAUCCUUCUUUGGUCCCUAACAGUGCUGAAGGGGAACAUUUUAAGGAGGAAGAUACCAGUACAGAUGAUUUUAAUCCUGAUUUCAAAACUCAAGACAGACCAUACAUUGCCGGUCCUGAUUAUGCACAGUUCAUGGACCCUACUUUCAGAACAUUGCAGACUCAGUUGGUUCUUGAACAACUUAGAGGAAAAGGUCCAAAUGAAAAAGUCGACAUUCAGCAGUUAGUGAGGGCUUCCAAGUUUGAUUUCAACCCUAAAGUUUUGGCGAAGUUGGCCAAAUCUCUUGAACCAGCAGAAGAAAAUACAGUAAAUGAAGUAGACGAAGGUCUAAUGAUCACUGUAUCUGGCGUCGACGCUGGAUAUAAAAUCAACGAAAGCUUGUCAAGUCUAAAUAAUGAAUUAAUUGAUCAAAACAGUCCAGCACCAUUUCAAGCCACAGACAAUUUAAUAUCAGUCAGUGCAGCAUUGGAACUCAGCACAUCUUUACCAGGUUCUCAAAUAGAAGAUGCCCAUAUUCCAUUUUUGCCAAAGACCUUCAGGGCAAGUGUCGAAUCUAUUGAAAAUGCCAGUAUAUUAUCUGGAUCUGCUAUUGAAGAUUACCCUCGUUUAAGUCCAAGUCUACUAAAGCAGAUCAUAACGAACAUGAAACAAUCGGACAGCACCUGGAAAAUCAAUAAUCAACCCAAUGUAGAAUCAUCACUCCCAUCGAAAUCUUCAAAUUAUUACAAACUGAAUACAGAUCAACUCGAGAAGGAAAGUUUCAAAUGUCCGAAUUUAAUGAAUUUGAGCCGCGUCUCAAAUCCCCCCAAAACCGGUUUUAACUAAGCGACGGUUUAAAAAUUGAAUGCAAUUUUAAGUGGGACCAACCAUAUUCAUGAGCCUCGUCUUAAAUUUAAGCCGCGGAUAAA
Messenger RNA from Eurytemora carolleeae, 915 nucleotides. RefSeq lists its product as uncharacterized. The record is from RefSeq and is a predicted model, not a curated record. Bases 140 to 832 code for a protein of 230 amino acids. The transcript has 7 exons. NCBI's taxonomy places the organism in Eukaryota, Metazoa, Arthropoda, Copepoda, Calanoida, Temoridae.